AUGGUGUUUUCGAGUGAAGAAGAAGAAGUUAUCGAGGAAUAUAUGCUCCAUUCGUCUGACAUUUACUACGGUCUAUCGGAAAUUGAAGGGCGAGAAUUGGCUUACCAGUUUUCGAAAAAACUAAAUAAAAAGAUACCGAUUAGUUGGGAAAAAAACAAAAUAGCUGGGCGUGAUUGGUUCAAGAAUUUUAUGCAACGUCAUAAAAAACUAUCAAUGAGAAAGCCAGAAGCUACCAGUUUAGCUCGUGCGUCUGCAUUCAACAAGACAAACGUUAAUUUGUUUUUCGAUUUAUACGAGAAAGUUAGUGAAAAAAUAACUUUUGAGCCACAAAAUAUUUGGAACCUGGACGAAACAGGCUUAACUACUGUUCAUAAACCAGACCGUGUAGUGAGCCGAUGUGGCCGCAAACAAGUUGGUCAAAUCACUUCGACUGAACGUGGCACACUUGUUUCCAUGUGCUUAGCUAUCAAUGCAGCCGGUGGCAAAGCACCACCAUACUUAAUUUUUCCACGGGUAAGAUUCCAACCACACUUUUUGAACGGUGGUCCAGAUCCUUGUUGGGGUGGAGCGAAUCCUUCUGGUUUUAUGAACAGUGAACACUUUCUUCAAUUCUUGACAAAAUUUCAGGCAUUUACACGAUGCACAGUGGAAAACCCAAUUUUGAUGCUAUUAGACAAUCAUGUAUCACAUCGCAGCUUAAAUGUUCUCAAAUUUUGCCGAGAAAAUGGAAUCCAUUUCUUGUCUUUCCCACUGCAUUGCAGCCACAGGAUGCAACCACUUGAUGUAUGCGUGUUUGGCCCAUUUAAAAAAGCUGCAAAUCAACUGUGCAAAGAUUGGAUGAGAACAAAUCCUUCACGCGUGAUGCAAAUCUACGAUUUGCCUGCAAUUUUUGCACAAGCACUACUACUUAGUGCAACAGAAGGUUAUAUUAAGUCAGCUUUUCGAACUCCUGGAAUUUGGCCACUGAAUCGUCAGAUAUUCCAAGACAUUGAUUUUUUGCCUAGUAAUGUAACCGAUCGACCAAAUCCUGAGAAUUCUAUUGCCAGCGAAGAAUCCCAUUUAAUGCCAUCACCCUGCAAUCAUCAGUCUCAACAAAGCAUUGAAGAAGACAGUGACAAAAAUUUGAAUGAUGAAAUGGAAGAGAGCAUUCCAAUUGAUUCUCGAAUGGCUUCAGGUUCAAGUCAAGACCUUUCAAAACUUCUUGAGGUAAUAAAGCCAUUUCCAAAAGCACCACCACGCAAAAAUGGAUCACGGCGUGGAAGAAAACAAGGAAAAACAUGCAUUCUGACUUCAAAUGAGACAUUUGAAGAAAUUCAAGCAGAAGAUAAAGCUCGCAGAGCUAAAGAAACAGCUGCUGAGAGUAGAAAAGCUGUCUCCGCUGCAAAAAAAAAAUGUUGCUACACUUAA
Leptopilina heterotoma is the source of this 1407-nucleotide messenger RNA. Its product is annotated as MFS-type transporter clz9-like. Lineage: Eukaryota; Metazoa; Arthropoda; Insecta; Hymenoptera; Figitidae. The record is from RefSeq and is a predicted model, not a curated record. The coding region runs from base 1 to 1407 and encodes 468 amino acids. Gene Ontology annotation, cellular component: nucleus. Gene Ontology annotation, molecular function: DNA binding. The transcript has a single exon.